Molecule: messenger RNA, 2376 nt
Organism: Eremomyces bilateralis CBS 781.70
Lineage: Eukaryota; Fungi; Ascomycota; Dothideomycetes; Eremomycetales; Eremomycetaceae
Exons: 2
Coding region: 1-2376 (791 amino acids)
Cellular component (GO): cytoplasm
Molecular function (GO): protein binding
Source: RefSeq, a predicted model, not a curated record
AUGACUGCUGUCGCUCCCCCUCCGAACUUCCAACCGAUUCCUCGCGCAGGAUGGUCGAGUGCUAAUGGUGGUUCCAACGGCCUGAAUGCCAUGAGCGCCGACGAAGUUUCGCGCAUGCUCAUGCCCCGAAAAAGUGCCCAACGAUCCAACUCGACAUCGUCCAUCACUUCCUCCGCCUCUUCGUCCUCAACUGUCUCCGCUACUGCCGUUCAACCCAACGGAGUGCUGCCAAAUGGCGAUUGGAGCGUGCGAAGAAAACCGGGGAAGGGGCUAUGGGCUCCUUCCAAAGCCGAGCCUGUAUCGGAAUUGUCGAAUCCGAGAAUGCAACCCGUAGCAUCAACCGCCGGCCCAUCUGCUACGUCGAGCAUAUCGGCUCUACAGCCGCCUUCUAUGGUUCCCUCAUCGCUUCCACCUUCUCCCCUCCUCCAACCACAUACCGCGACAGGAAAACCGCGGGUCCCAGAACGCGCCGAACACACUCCUAUACUCUACCUGACUCCGAUGAACGGGACCUUUGAACGGAAGACCAUCACCCUCCCAUUCUUUCCGGACGUGGUUCGCAUUGGACGGCAAACAAACCAGAAGACUAUACCAACCGCGACCAAUGGCUACUUCGAUUCGAAAGUGCUGUCGAGGUCACAUGCCGAGAUCUGGGCGGAUCGAAAUGGCAAGGUUUUUAUUCGCGAUAUCAAAUCGUCCAAUGGAACCUUUGUGAACGGUUCGCGGCUUUCUCCAGAGAAUAAAGAAUCCGAUCCUCACGAGUUGAGGGAGCAAGAUGUGCUGGAACUGGGUAUCGACAUUGUUAGCGAUGACCAGAAAACCGUCGUCCACCACAAGGUUGCCGCUCGAGUGGAGCAUGCAGGUUUCUACAGCACCGCGAACAGCGUGUUAGACCUCAAUUUCGGGGACCUCGAUCCAAGCACGUCGGGCUCUUUGAUCAGCCCGUCGCUGGGUCAAACGAUUGGGCAGAUGCGCGGUCGCUCUGGAAGUCAAGGUUCAAUUGGAAAUCGCCCAGGCUCGGCGGCAAGCAUGGCGGGGAGUAACAUGUCGUAUGGCCAACAACGACAACACUUCUGGCUUGCACCCAUCACAAUGGAUCAAAUAGUCAAGAAAAUCAACGCCGAGUUCAAACAAGCCAAACAGCAGUCCACCGAUCUGCAAAGAACCGGCCAGUAUCUCGAGAGUGUUCUUGUUGAACCAAAGAAGGAAGGAAACCGAAGCUCACCGACUGGUCAAAACAAAUACAUCUCUGUCAAGGGUGAUAUCAAAACUCGAUUUUCCGAUCCGCCUGCUCCUCCGCCACAACAACCCUUACCCGAGAAACCAGACGUUGCUCGUUCCAGCGCCGACUCCCUACCUCCACCUCCCCUGCGCCGAACUGACACCGAAAAAUCACCACCGAAAUCGCCACCGAAGCCACAUAUGAACGGAGGGCCCUUGCGAGCAGACAUGUCCGAUAAAGGCGAGGUUUCCAAACUAGUCGAAGCACUCAAUACCGCCAAACGGGAACUGGAUAAUCAAAACAUUCGACUGAAAGACCUUGAAGAGCUUCUCGCGCACGAGCGGCAGGCGAGGGAGAGUGCCGAAGAACGUGCGCAGAGGCUAGAAAUCGAGAAGACUACACACGUGCCAUCACCCUCAGCUGAGCCGGACAUCGCGACACCGGAGGUCGAUGGAGAUAUCGAUGCUACAUCGAAAGAGCAAACGUUGACCGAAUCGACCACGAGCGCGGCUCAGGAACCAGACAGCUCCUUGCAUUCUCGCCUUCAACAACGCCUGGAAGCGAUGAUGUCCGAAUUGACUGAAACGAAGAAUCAAGCCGAAUUGUUCCGCAAGCGUGCCGAAACUGCUGAGAAAGAAAGUGCCAAUGACCGCCAGUCCUUGCAAGAGAUGGUCGAAAGGAUUCGACGAGAGGACGCCGAGCGAGAGGCCAGAAAAAACGACCCCAAGGACGAGCAACGAAAACCGAAGCUCGUCAAACGUCUUAGUGGUGGAUCAGGUUGGCUGAAGAGUCCCCUUGAACUCGAAGGAGCCCAGCACGAAGGCAACACCGCGGAGACAGCAAACGGAACGCUCAUCCACUCACGACCAUCAUCGUCCAGCUCAUCCAAGUCCCUCGAAAUUGAAGCCGCCGAAGUUGCUGCCGAAGUGGUGAAGAAAAUCGGGCUUCAGAACGGCUCUGCGCUGACGGCGGGGCACGUCGAGCAGCAGCUGGAGCAGGCGGUGGGCCAGGUGCUGGGGGGCCGGCCCUGGUUGAUGAAGGGCUCCAAUUGGGACAAUGCCGAAAGCGCUACGCCAUACGCGAGCAUGCUCGGGGUGGUUCUGAUCGGGGUGGGACUGAUGGCGUGGAUGAACAACUGGCAGAAAGACCGCUGA